AGUCUUUCCAUUCUACUUCUACUCAUCCUCUUUCCUUUCGUUUCUUAAAUAGUUGUAACACUACUACUAUCCUCAAUAUCUGUAAUAUAAACUGUUAUUACUUCUGAUUGUGGUUAAUUUAGUGAUCAAAUCACACGUUAUUUCCCUUGUUAAUAGUUCAAAAUUUUAUAAUAUUAAAAUUAAUGAAUCUCAUCGCUCUAUUACAUCACCUUAAUCAUCAUAAUUAUAAAGACUGUCCUUACCAAGUGUGACCCUUACUAUAGCAUCAACAAUCUUUUGAUUGUGUUAUGGUUACAUUUUACCUUAUUAUUAUACACUGACUAUAGAGGUUAAUUUAAAUACCUUUUUUAGCUUCUAAAUGCUGUACCAUCGUCUAGUGCUUUAAACAUUUCUAACUCGUUACUCUGUUAUUUAUAGCUCAUGUGUUGUGCAUUUAUUUUGAUUUGACUCUAGAAUUAUCGUUGUUAUUGGAUUUGGUAAAAUGACUGCUGAGGUUGAGCCACGUGAAACUCAACAAUUGAGUUUGGAAAGAAGCAAUUGGCAGGAAGGAACUGAUGCCAAUGCCGAAAACCGUGUAAAUGAAAACAUUGACCAGAUACCAACUGUUACAGCUCGAUCUGCUAUACCAAGUGGACCUCUUGCUCUGUUUAAGAUUACUUCUUUCCAACGAAUGUUAAUAUUUUCUCUGAUGAAAUUAGGGAUUUAUCUGAACAAAUUAUAUCAAGAUUUUGGUGCUACCUAUGAAUAUAAGGAUCACCGCGAAUACAAUUUUUUUGCCAUUUCGAUUGUUUCGCUUGUUGCUCCAUCAAUAUUGUACGCCCUUUUUUUAAUUGGAGCCAAUUUGUCCAAGGAUGAUGUUGUUGACAAAAAGGAAGUCUCUACAAGAACUGUUAACGGUAUUUUAUUAAUACCAUGGCAAAUUAAACGUCACUUGGAUGUUUUGCAUUUCACUGCUCAACGAGUUUGUAAUUGGAGAUCUCCUUACGAAGAAGAAAGCCAGAAUCUUGAACAGUUAAAAAUGUCAGCAGAUGUAUUGGAAUUUUUUGAAGAUUUUUAUGCCGGUUUUCUUCAGAUAUUAUUACAAAUUUAUAUAUUUCUUGGUACCGUUGAUUGGAUAGAUUCUCAUAAGCUGCAAAUGAAACCAUUGGUGUCUCAAAUAAUUGCGUCAAUACUCAGCAUUUUUUCAAUGAUGAUUGCCGUUCGACGUCGAGAUGAUGGUAAACUUACUCAUUUUCUAUCUUUUUUCGGAUGGUUAUCCUUUAUCUCCUCUCGGGUUCUAGUUUUGGGAUUGGUAACGACUGUCAUUCACUCCUGGGUGAUAGUUCUUUGCUUAAUCCAUGUCCUCGUUUUUUCCAUUUGGAUAUAUAACAUUGCUCUUGAAUCUUACGGAAUCUCAAGCUCAUCGGCUAACAUGACAAAUACACAAUGGUCUAGUCGUCGAAAGCGUUUGAGCAUUGCUGUUAUGGUUUUCCUUUUCUUUGGAGUUCCAUCGCUUUUUAUCUGGCCCAUAAUGUUUCAAUUAAAAGAGGGUAAACGUCCAUUAAUUUUCCUUCUCGUUGCUACUAUUGAAAAUUUAUUGCUUCUUGGUGUUUGGUUGAUUUGGUUAAUGAUAAAUGAAGGCUCUCAUCUCAAUGAUUCCCUUGUUUUGUUCAUUAUUGGAAUUGUUGCUGCUACACUUGCUGGUGAUUUCCUGUUAAUGAUGUAUGUUUUUUGUAAACCCAAGUAUACUGACCAAGUAAUUCUUUAUGAGAUUCAGCAAUCACGAAAUAUGGACGCACCAACUCUGGUUCGCUUGGAUGGGGCCACAAAUCGUGCAUCAGAUGCAAUUCGGUAUGGGGUUUUUUAUGCGUUUUGUGACAUUGUCUUCAAAUUACCUUCAACACAUAAGAUUGCUUCUGGGUUGGAACAAGUAAGACAAAUGCAAUUAUAAUCAACAAGUACAUCGAAAAAAUGUAAAUGUAUCAAUCCAGUGCAAUUACUUAACUUAUUUUCAUUUCAUUUUUUCGCAAUCUCCUAAAUUUGCUCUUUCCAUUCCACUGAUGACCAAAAACAAAUGAAAACGACGCAAAAUGUUAUGUUUAUGCUAAAAGUGUUACCCAAAAAGUAUUUUCUAUUACAAUUAACCUUUGUUUGACGAAAACUAUCCUCAUUAUUUCCAAUUGAAAAUCUCAUAUCUUUUGCUUACAAACUAAUAAUAUAAUCAAUAAUGCACAAAA
Messenger RNA from Tetranychus urticae (two-spotted spider mite), 2216 nucleotides. RefSeq lists its product as uncharacterized. Lineage: Eukaryota; Metazoa; Arthropoda; Arachnida; Trombidiformes; Tetranychidae. Gene Ontology annotation, cellular component: membrane. The record is from RefSeq and is a predicted model, not a curated record.